Messenger RNA from Myotis lucifugus (little brown bat), 747 nucleotides. RefSeq names its product FXYD domain containing ion transport regulator 5 (gene FXYD5). The transcript is spliced from 9 exons. Gene Ontology annotation, biological process: regulation of sodium ion transmembrane transporter activity. Gene Ontology annotation, molecular function: sodium channel regulator activity. Bases 31 to 663 code for a protein of 210 amino acids. Gene Ontology annotation, cellular component: membrane. Lineage: Eukaryota; Metazoa; Chordata; Mammalia; Chiroptera; Vespertilionidae. The record is from RefSeq and is a predicted model, not a curated record.
GGCUGACCCCGGCUCCUGCUCACCCUAUAGAUGUCGCCCUCCGGCCGCCUGUAUCUCCUCACCAUUGUGGGCCUGAUUCUCCCCACCAGAGGACAGAGAUCCGAGGAGGCCACAUCCAUUUCUCUAGCAGACUCAACCACUGUGAACAUUCAUGCCCUGACUCAAACCCCAGAUGCAGUUCAUCCAGAACUCCCGUCCACCCCUCAGACUUCAACCCUGCAGGCUGGUGUAGAAACACCAACCCAGACGCAGCAACUGAAGGGAGAGACUGUGCUUCUAACCACAGACCCGGGGACGGAUGAGAGCAGCACGGAAGGCACCACACUCUCCAAGCAGUCUCCAGACAAAGACUUCGCAACAGACCCUGCACACAGGCCUACUGAUUCAAGUGAAGACGAUCCCUUCUCCUAUGAUAAUUACACUCUACGGAAACAUGGGCUGUUGGUCGCAGCUGUGCUGUUCAUCACAGGCAUUGUGAUCCUCACCAGUGGCAAGUGUAGGCAGUUGCCCCGAUUAUGCCGGAAGCAUAACAGCUUACCAUCUCCUUCCCUUCACAGAGCCUACAGAGUCACGAAAGCCCAGCCUGAGAGGGAAGACCCAGAUGGAGCCAGAGCCAGGGCCGAUGGCCUGAACCCCCUACCUUCCCAACCCUGCCUGCCCUGAGGGCUGUCCAGCUCCCCAGGCACUACCCUCACGUUGACCAUUCUGUCAGAAAAAAAGUAAAGUACUGCAAUCCUUGUCUGUCAA